Microtus ochrogaster (prairie vole) is the source of this 651-nucleotide messenger RNA. RefSeq lists its product as uncharacterized. NCBI's taxonomy places the organism in Eukaryota, Metazoa, Chordata, Mammalia, Rodentia, Cricetidae. The record is from RefSeq and is a predicted model, not a curated record.
AUGUCGCUGCCUCUCCGGCUGCCCUACUGCUCUCCUGCCCGGAGGCUGCGCGCAGUGCUCCUGUUUCCCUACUUCCGUGCCCCGGUCACUCCCCCGCCGUCCCCAGCCUGUUCGCAGGAGCCCGACUACGAACCCGAGGGUGGCACCCCGGAGAGCUACGCGGAGGAGGAGGCUUGGCUCCCCUCCAGCGGCCACAGGGGGCGCAUGGGCGCCAUCCGGCAGAGCCGGGCGUGGCCGGGCCAGUCGAGCGUCCAGCAAGCGCCACAGCCCCGGCAACGGCCCCCACCCUCCUCCCAGAUCGCAGUGUCUUUUCGCUCGCAGUCCAUCCGCCCCAAGGUGCUGGGCCGUCGGCCCUUGGUGGCGCAGGGCCCUCGGCGAGCUAAGGACCGCCAGCUUGGAACUGCAAGCGCGAAGGACGUCGAGUUUCGGAUGAACAGCCAGAAUGAGCGGCGCUUGAGGAGCAUAGAGGAGCCAAUGCCUGGUCUCCCGGUUCCCCGAUCUUUGGCCAUCAGAGGGGUCCCUGGUCGCAGCCUGUGUCCAGGGAAGAGAAAUGGGAAAUUGAGCAAGUCUGCCAGUGCCUCGCCAGAAAAAUAUCAGGGAACCUGCAGAAGAGUGACCCUGGAAUUCAAAGGAGUGGAAAAGCUUAGAUGA